GGGGUCGGCUGGUGUAGUCAUGCUCUGCUCCUGCGGUUAGUGCGCGUUUGCCAUCGGUGGAAAAAUCUCGUAAUUCGAAAUCUUCUUGGCCCAUUGGCCGUAUACUCUGUGGAUGCUGACAGUGUAAUGCUUGAUAGAAUAAUAAAUAAUAUUGUAUAGAAGAGGGAGGAAGAGAAAUGUGCCCGAGCUGCCAUAAAUAAAGUGCGGAUUUCAAACGAGACGAUAAAUCUCAGUAUUCCCGAUUCGAGCACGCAAUCGAAGCGGCAUCCGAGACAAAAGGAAUCCGCGCAGCCAGGUUAUCACCUUACGGUUCGGCAGAGAUCGUCUUUGGCCGGUUAAUGGGUCAACCACGAUGAGGAUGAUAUGUUGCUGCCGGAUCAGACGUACGCGGACUACGACGUGGGCCAGCAUCAUCAGCAUCUGACCUACCGCAAGAGCCGCCGCAGUCGGUCGCCGCAAUCCAAGCAGCGCUCCAAGAGCUCCAGUGCCAGCAGCAGCAGCUAUGAUCGCACGGCGGAUUUCUUUGAGAAUAUCCCGGAUUUCGUGGGCGAUUCCCUGCCCUCGUUUCUCUACAGCCCCCAGGGGCAGGAACCUACGCCAGAGCGGAAUGAGAGUAAGCGAAAUGAGGGUCAACGGAAUGGGAGUCGGAAUGAGGUGGUGGCGGAGGAGGAAAACAGCGAGAGCACCAGUCAGAGCGAGAAUUGCGAGGACGAUGAUGUCCUCAAACUGUGCGAGGACUUUCUCUGUCGCCAUCGCAUGCGUCCGGACUUCUUCUGUCAGUACCACAAGGCAGUCAGUUCCACCACACCAUCGCCGAAACAAAGAAAAGCCUCGCCCGCUAUUGUGGACACCACUGCCCCGUCCUCAGGUGUGGCCGCAGCGGAGGUAAAGGAGCAAAAAAUAUCCAAGGAGCCCAUUUCCAGCAAAAUCAGCGCUGUGGUUGAGCGAUUCACAAAGUUCUCGGCUAUUUACACGCUGCCAGUGGCAAAGCGAAAGAAGUCGUGCAACAAGACAACGGGUAAUAUAACAGAUGCUUCAUCAUCCAACGAGGCAGUGCAUCUGCAACAGCGACUCAAGAGCCUGAGCACUGAGCUGGUGACGCUGCGCAAUCGAUUGCAUGUGGGCCAGGGUCAAGGACAGGCACAAGGUCAGAGCAAUGGCGGCCAGAAUCACGGCUCCACCGGGAGUGGCGGCGGGGCCAAUGUGGGUCCCAAGGCCAACAACUUUGACCUGAAUGCAUCCAGUCCGAAUCUGAAUCUAAGCUCCGGAGGAGCCGGCCUCUCGGCCAGUGCCCUGCAACAGCAUACCAAUGGCCACCACACAGUGUCCAAGCAUUCGCACAACUUUAGCCAUACUCUGCCGGCCAAUGCGGGCUCUGGGACGGUGGUGUCGGCGCGAAACACAUCGAUUCCACACCCACUGCCGCAUCAGUUGGGCGAGAAGACGGCCUUGUCGCACCAUCAGAGCCAUGGAGCGUCGACUGGCACGCUACCCCACAUGAGCAGCAUGGGAAACAUCCUCGGCCAUGGUUCCCACUCACACUCGCACUCGCACUCCAACUCCCAUUCCCACUCCAAUUCCAACACACUGCCGAUGCGGUCCUCCAACUCCAACGGAAUGGGAGCGGCGGCGAUUUCGAACGGAGGAGGAGGAGGAGGAGGAGCUGGAUCCCAGCAUCAGUAUUCGCAUGGCCAUGGCCAACAGUUGCCAUUCAUACCCGGACCGAAGCAUGCGAAUCCUUGCCAGAGCGUGAAAACCCUACCAUUUGGCUUUGGAUUCGCGCCUCAUCCAUCCGCCAUGGGUCACCAACAGAGGUUGCAGCAGGUCAGCGUCUUGCCAAAAUUGGCGCAGGACAUGCAGGACCUGAUUCAUCUGCCCGGACCCCUCACCGAGCAUGCCGUUAUGCGUACGCUUGAGGCCCGCUUCAACGAGCAGCGGUACUUUACAAAUGUGGGACCUAUAUUGCUCUCCAUCAAUCCCUAUCUGGAUGUGGGCAAUCCCCUCACACUCACCUCCACACGGUCCAUGCCCCUGGCACCACAACUGCAGAAGAUCGUCCAGGAGGCAGUGCGUCAGCAGAGCGAGACCGGCUAUCCGCAGGCCAUCAUCCUGUCGGGCACCUCGGGAGCCGGAAAGACAGCUAAUGCUAUGCUGAUGCUCCGCCAGUUGUUCGCCAUUGCUGGCGGUGGACCAGAGACGGAUGCCUUCAAGCAUUUAGCAGCUGCGUUUACGGUGCUUCGGUCCCUCGGCUCGGCCAAGACCACCACCAACUCCGAGUCGAGUCGCAUCGGCCAGUUCAUCGAGGUCCAGGUGACGGAUGGGGCUCUCUAUCGCACCAAAAUCCACUGUUAUUUCCUGGACCAGACGCGUGUCAUCCGCCCCCUGCCCAAGGAGAAGAACUAUCAUAUUUUCUACCAACUGCUGGCGGGACUCAAUCGAGAGGAGCGCCAGAAGCUUCACUUGGAGGGUUACUCCCCCUCGAAUCUGCGCUACCUUCGCGGCGAACCGAACUACCAGAACGAGCAGGAGGAUGCGGUGCGCUUUCAGGCCUGGAAGACGUGCCUUGGCAUAUUGGGUAUACCGUUUCUGGAUGUGGUACGGGUUCUGGCCGCCGUCCUGCUGCUGGGAAAUGUUCAGUUUAUCGACGGUGGGGGGCUUGAGGUGGAUGUCAAGGGUGAAACGGAGCUGAAUUCGGUGGCCAGUCUUUUGGGCGUACCUCCAGCCGCUCUCUUCCGUGGCCUGACCACCCGCACCCACAAUGUCCGGGGUCAGUUGGUCAAGUCCGUGUGUGGGGAUGGAGAUGCCAACAUGACGAGGGAUUGCCUGGCCAAGGCUCUCUACUGCCGUACGGUGGCCACGAUUGUGCGUCGGGCGAAUAGCCUGAAGCGUCUGGGCUCCACUUUGGGAACCCUGAGCUCCGAUUCGAACGAAUCCGUGCACAACCAGGCGGAUGCUGCCUCGCAGCAUGCCUCCACCAUUGGCGGCGGAAACGCUGGCUCCAAAUCGAUGGCAGCUCUCAACAAUGCAGUGAGGCAUGCAACGGAUGGUUUCAUCGGCAUAUUGGAUAUGUUUGGGUUCGAGGAACCCGCGCCGCACGCCCAGCUGGAGCACCUCUGCAUCAACCUGUGCGCGGAGACAAUGCAGCAUUUCUACAACACACACAUUUUCAAGUCCUCGGUGGAGUCCUGCCGCGACGAGGGCAUCGUGUGUGACACCGAGGUGGACUACGUGGACAACGUGCCGUGUAUUGAUUUGAUAUCCUCGCUUCGCACGGGUCUGCUGAGCAUGCUGGAUGCCGAGUGUUCGGUGCGGGGCACUGCAGAGAGCUAUGUGACCAAGCUGAAGGUACAGCAUCGCUGCUCCACUCGCCUAGAGACGAAACCCACCGCUGAGCCGCACGAUCCGCGGAUGUUUCUCAUCCGUCACUUUGCGGGCCGUGUGGAGUACGAUACCACGGAUUUUCUGGACACCAAUCGGGAUGUGGUGCCGGACGAUUUGGUGGCGGUUUUCUACAAACACAGCUGCAACUUUGGCUUUGCCACACAUCUCUUUGGCUCAGAGUUGAAGGCGCUCUACGCACAGCAGCAGGCGCCGCGAGGUCUCAGCUUCCGCAUAUCGCCCACCUCCCACUCGGACUUGCUCAACGGGGACGAGCCCGUCUCCACGCUGACUCAGGACUUCCACACGCGACUGGACAACCUGCUGCGCACGCUGGUCCAUGCCAGGCCCCACUUUGUGCGCUGCAUCAGGAGCAAUGGAGCCGAGCAGGCAGGCACCUUCGACAGGGCCACCGUUGUCCGGCAGAUCAGGUCGCUGCAGGUCCUGGAGACCGUCAACCUGAUGGCCUCAGGCUUCCCGCAUCGCAUGCGAUUCAAGCAAUUCAAUGCCCGCUAUAGGAUGCUGGCUCCCUUCCGCCUGCUGAGGCGCAGCGAGGACAAGGCUCUAGAGGAUUGUCAACUGAUCCUGCAGUAUGCCAUGGAGCAGCCUCCGGUUCUGGAUGGCUCUGUGACAUUGGCCUGGGCGCCGGGCAAGCGACAUGUCUUCCUCAGCGAGGGUAUUCGCCAGCAUUUGGAGCACCUGCGCACGGAGAUACGUCACAAGAGCGCAACCCUCAUGCAGGCCACAUGGCGGGGCUGGUGGUGGCGCAAGAAGAUGGGCAAUGGGGUCAAACGUACGCGUAUGACCCACCAUUUGCCCUCGCCAUCGGCCGCACCACUGCCAGUGACCAAACCACCCACCCAUUCUCACAAUUCCCACAACUCCCAGAGCAAAUCGGCAUCCACAACGAUGGCUGCCUUGGCGGCAGUGGCUGCUGCAGCUCCAACGACAGUGCCACGCCUCUCGGCAAAGUCUACGAAUCUCGGGAUUGGAGGAACGGUGACCAGGCCAAGACCACAGCCGAUUGCUGGGACUCCACCGCCAGAUCCGCAUGAGAAAUGCGACCAGAAGAUUAUACAGCAAACCUGCAGUCUGUUUGGACUGGAUCUGGAACGUCCACCGCCAGUGCCACCCUCUCGAUCCUAUACGAUCAGCGGAAAUUCGAAGCUGGGAUAUCCGCAAAGUCGCCUCAUGAAGAUGAGCUUUCCCGAGGAUCCCCCCACAGCUGGGCAAUCAGAGUCGCAGCAGCUGAAGAAGGGCGAAACGGUGACGGUGGUGGGGGCCUCCAGCGGCAGGGGACAUUUGCUGGUGGAGCACAAGGGUCAGAGCUAUCACGUGCCCUUUCAGUACAUGGAACUGUCUGUCGGCAAUGCUAACGCUAAUGGGAGUGCACUUCCUGCCGUACAGGCGAACGGUGUUAAGAUCUAAGGGCGUGAUGCUCGAAGAAGACUGUACAUAUUCAAUUUUGUAAUCUAAGCAUUCACACAUUAAUUUAUACAAAACGAAACCCAUUAAUGCCCCGAGGUGCUCGUUGACGCAUUCACGUAGUAUUAUUUAAAGUGUUUUUUCGAUAGGUUGUAGCUUCAAUCGCAUAUACCCACAAGUGCCAAUCAAAUAAGUUCUUCCAUCUAUUCCAUAAGUGACUAUUAUAAGUGACUGAGAUUACAUUUCGGCAGAAUUGACAGGCCAACAAUUACAUGAUAAUCACCCGUACAUUUGUACUCCUCUAUAGAGGAAUUGUAUUGGUGUUAAACUUAAGAUUCAUUACUUCAUUCAAAUAAAAGAAGCAUGCAUUGGAAAAC
Drosophila pseudoobscura is the source of this 5180-nucleotide messenger RNA. RefSeq names its product unconventional myosin-IXb-like dachs (gene dachs). The record is from RefSeq and is a predicted model, not a curated record. Bases 364 to 4806 code for a protein of 1480 amino acids. NCBI's taxonomy places the organism in Eukaryota, Metazoa, Arthropoda, Insecta, Diptera, Drosophilidae. Gene Ontology annotation, biological process: vesicle transport along actin filament; actin filament organization. Gene Ontology annotation, cellular component: myosin complex; cytoplasm; actin cytoskeleton. The transcript is spliced from 9 exons. Gene Ontology annotation, molecular function: cytoskeletal motor activity; actin filament binding; ATP binding.